GUUCCAAAAUUACACCCGCUUCCACACCCUGACCGCCUUAAAUCACCUCAAGGCAAUGAGAAACAUGAGCAGAUUCCAUGCGCUGCAUGCGAAACAGGCGCGUAUUUUCGCAUGAUCAUUUCCCAAGUCGCACUCUCCCCCUUAGACAGCGAUGCUGCCUUCCAUCGUGUUGGCAGCGAUUUUCUGUUGGAGGAGAGUUGGCAAACAUUCAGACUAUAUAAACGCCCAGAAUGGAAUUAAAUUCUGCCCUCUGGGCAUUUGGUCAAUUUAUAACUAUACAGAGAAGAUUAGCAUGGCCCCUGCACUAAGGAUGGUGAGUUCGAACCCCAGCUUCGGCAAAUACUUUCGCACUUCAAAACACUUUACUAAUAACUUUCAGACACAUGCGAGCACGAGACUACUCCGUUUUUUUGCAGUUUUUCUAAAGUGCUUGAGAGAUCUUUGGCUUUCUUUUGAUUUGUUCGAUAGGAGAGAUCGGUGAAGAUGGUUUUGGUUGGUGGCGAUGUAAAGCGCAGUUGUGCACGACGCCAUCUGAGGCGCUUGACGUUAUAUUUU
Molecule: messenger RNA, 555 nt
Organism: Aureobasidium pullulans EXF-150
Lineage: Eukaryota; Fungi; Ascomycota; Dothideomycetes; Dothideales; Saccotheciaceae
Exons: 1
Coding region: 152-481 (109 amino acids)
Source: RefSeq, a predicted model, not a curated record